Monopterus albus (swamp eel) is the source of this 10661-nucleotide messenger RNA. RefSeq names its product piezo type mechanosensitive ion channel component 1 (Er blood group) (gene piezo1). The record is from RefSeq and is a predicted model, not a curated record. Gene Ontology annotation, molecular function: mechanosensitive monoatomic ion channel activity. Gene Ontology annotation, cellular component: membrane. NCBI's taxonomy places the organism in Eukaryota, Metazoa, Chordata, Actinopteri, Synbranchiformes, Synbranchidae. The transcript is spliced from 54 exons. The coding region runs from base 650 to 8431 and encodes 2593 amino acids.
GUCAGGUGGGGCAGAAAUAUUGUGGUGUCAAGAAAGAUCUACUAUCAGUAUUAAUUCACAUGCCAGUACAGUCAAGCAGAACACUGAAACAUGCCAACACAACAGCAGCAAUAACGUAGGCUAUCUAAGUCUUAUCCCGUGCAUGUGUUUGGUGAGCACACGCACACGCAGAACUUUUGAAGUAAACAAGUUGUAGAGAAGUGCAGCAGUGACGAGCUGCGCAGUGUGGACGGAGCCGCUGGCAGCGGGGAGGGAACCAGCAGCUCGGAGCGGCUCGUGGAGAAUAGCUCCUCUAUGAACGCCCUACAGACUGACUUGCAUGUGAAUCAUAUUUUCCACCUACAACGCUGCUACUUCAGACAGGGCCCCUCCGAAGGAACACGUGAAACAAAACUUUUCUGCCCGUUUAGCUGAGAGAAGAGCUGUCUUCGGACCCCGCGCCCUGAGCUCCACUUCCCGCAAAAGUUUCAGCCUGAAUGGGAGAAGAUGAGCGUGUGUCGGAAUAAUGGCGUAUUCACUCAUCUGUCACAUCAAAUUAAUCAGCUCCCAUGGAGCCGUCUAAGUUAGCGAACCAGUGUGUGUGCCAUUGAGCUAUGGUAGUUACUGAUAAGUUAUUGUUGGUUAUCGGGGAGUAUUGAUCUGCACUGACAUGGAUCUUCAGGUGAUUGUCUGGCUCUUCUACUGCUUUCUGCUGCCCAGCGUGCUGCUAACAGCUUGUCUUUUUCGCUACAAUCUUCUGUCGCUGGUGUACUUCCUCUACGUGCUGCUGCUGCCAUGGUUCUUGUGUCCCAACAAACACACAAUCAAAGGUCACACAGGUCAUUUUAUCAGAGCAGUAUUUUGUACCAGUCUGCUCUUUGUGCUGACUCAUAUCUGCUUCCAGACGGUACUAUAUACGUAUCCUCCUCUCAGCAUUGCCAUAGGUGAUAACUGUUCACAAUGGGACACCAUAACCAGGCAUAUAGGAGUGUCCAGGCUUCCCUUGGAUGAGCCAUGGAGUGUGUUACGCCUUCUGUGUCCUGACCUGGGUGUGUGUCUGGUUGCCUUGGUAACAAUUGUCCUCUGCAACAGAUUGGUCAGGAACAGACAAAUGGUGGCUGCUGCCAACAUUACAUCGCUAGAAGAUGAUCCAGCAGAUAAAACUACCAACGAUGAUGAUGAUGAUGAUGAAGAGGAGGAGGAGGAGGAGGAGGACGUAGAUGCAUCGGGAGACGAAACUGAAGAAGAGAGACCUUGUGACCCUGAUGAGGAGGUUUCCACAGCAACCAGAGCCAAGCAGUUGGCAGAGCGUCUGAAGGCCAUUUUUCGGAAAGUCCUGAGGGACCUGGGGAGAAUCCUGGCCAUCAUCCUGUUGGCUUUGGCUGGCAUCACGCUGCCCUCUGCCUUCUCAGCCAUUUACUUCCUGCUUUUCAUAAGUGUGUGCACGUGGUGGGCAUGCCACCUUCCCAUCAGUCACCUGGGUUUUAAUGCACUGUGUGUGAUGGUGGGCUUCUUCGCUGCUGGUCACAUGGUUUGUCUGUACUCGUACCAGAGUCUGCUGGGCCAGGCCAUGUUCCCUCCACACAGUCUGUGGGCCAGACUCUUUGGUCUGAAGGACAUCAUCAUACCAGGAAACUGCUCCUUGCCCUAUGACCUCAGCCUCAAUGAUAAUCACGAUUGGCCAGUUUAUGUCAAUCCAGGAAUACUGUUCCUUCUCUACAUGACCAUAGCAAUUAUUCUCAAGACAGGACGUCAUGGAACACCUAACCAGGUCACAGAGGGGCAGCAGCAGGCAAAAAGAGAAGCAUUAAAAGAGGAGAUGGUGGAGUUAAGGUCAUGGAAUCCACAGAAGGACAACUGUGAAGAUGACACACAGCUUAUGCUCCUGGGAACAGAUAGCAGCAAAGGAGGAACUAUGACUGGAGAGAAUCAGCCAGAACUGGGUGUUAGUGGUUCUCCCAGUGGCCAGCAGAGGGAAAGUCCGUUUUUUAUGCUGGGAAAGGUGAUCAUGCAGCAGAGCUAUGUCUGUGCUCUCAUAGCCAUGAUGGUGUGGAGCAUCAUGUACCACAGCUGGCUAACCUUUGUGCUGCUGCUUUGGGCUUGUCUCAUCUGGAUCCUGCGUGCCAGACAGCAGGCAGCCACGCUGUGCUCUCCAUUCAUCCUACUCUACGGCCUGGCGUUGUGCUGUCUGCAGUAUGUCUGGGGCAUGGAGCUUCAGCCUGAACUGCCCACCACUGUGGGACACAUGAGUCUGAGACAGCUGGGACUGGACAGAGCCCAGUACCCCUGUCUAAGACUGGGAGCUAUGCUCCUGUUCACUUUAACUUUUUGGCUGUUGGUACGUCAGUCAGUGAAGGAAAUCUUCAGCAGAAAGAGGAACAUGGCCACACCACUACAGGAAGUUACUACAGGAGAAGAGGGGGCUGGUAAUGAAUCAGUGCUUAAGGUUCUGGGAGGCAUGGUGAUGAGCUGUUACGCCAAAUAUUGGAUCUAUGUUUGUGGAGGGAUGUUCAUCAUGGUCUCCUUUGCUGGAAAACUUGUUGGAUACAAGAUUGUCUACAUGCUGCUGUUCCUGCUCUGCCUGUGUGUCUAUCAGGUGUACUAUUCUCUGUGGAGGCGUCUGUUGAAGCUCUUCUGGUGGCUCGUUGUAGCUUACACCAUGCUGGUGCUGAUCUCCAUCUACACUUACCAGUUUGAAGACUUCCCUGGAUACUGGAGAAACUUCACUGGUUUAACAGAAGAACAGCUUGCAGCUAUCGGUUUGGAGACAUUUGCUCUGUCUGAGCUCUUCACAAGUAUUUUGAUCCCUGGCUUCUUCCUGCUUGCCUGCAUUCUGCAGCUGCACUACUUCCAUAAACCAUUCAUGAGGAUCACUGACCUGGAGCAUGUUACACCCAUACAAAAGAAGAAGAACAGUGAGAGGGCUGAGCGGACUGGUGCUGCUAAUAUGGGGGCGACCUUAGAAGAGGAGGACCUGGUGACUAAUAUCGAUGAGGAAUAUGAAGACGAAGCGGAGCUGAUGCCCAGUAAGUGGGGCCUGGUGAUGGACAGGUUACUGGUUCUGUCCGGACGGUUCUCUGACAUUCUCACCAAAGUGCAAGUGUUUCUCUGGAGGCUACUGGAGCUCCAUAUCCUCAAGAUGGUGGCCUUCUUCUCUGUGUGGGUGGCACUUGAAGAGCCAUCUAUAAUGAACUUGGUUCUGGUGGUGUUGUGGUCGCUGGCAGUGCCCUAUGGUCGCUUCAGGCCUAUGGCUUCCUGUCUCUCUACAGUCUGGGUGUGUGUCAUCAUUGUGUGUAAGAUGCUGUACCAGCUGAAUGUUGUCAACCCUAUUGAGUACUCCAGUAACUGUAGCCUGCCGCUAACAAAUGAAACCAACCUGUCACCAGACGAGAUGCUGAACUCCACUCUGUACAAGGAGUCAGUGGAUCCGGCAAAAUGGUUUGGCAUCAGGAAGGAUGCCACUGUACUGGGAUACAGCAAGAGCCAUUUAAUGGUGCUGAUGCUGUUGGCAUUUGAGGUGACAGUGUAUCGUCACCAGGCUCACCACUACCGUCAACUUCAGCGAUCACCUCCCACCAUCCCUGCUCUGUUCCCCGCUGCCACCAGGGACACUCUAGACCAGGGCCUCAUACCCUGCUUCAAGUACCUGCUCAACUACACCUUCUACAAGUUUGGAUUAGAGAUUUGUUUCAUGAUGACGGUGAAUGUGAUUGGCCAGCGGAUGAACUUCUUGGUGAUAAUCCAUGGCUGUUGGUUGGUAGCCAUCUUGGUGAGGCGGCGGCGGGCAGCUAUCGCCAGGAUCUGGCCCAGAUAUUGUAUCUUCCUGUCCAUCUUCAUGAUCUACCAGUACCUACUGUGUGUAGGCAUGCCACCUGCUCUCUGUAUAGACUACCCAUGGCGGUGGAACACUCCAGUGUUGAUGAACUCGGCUCUAAUUAAGUGGAUUUAUCUCCCUGACUUCUACACUGCACCUAACUCCAAAAACCUCAUAGCGGACUUUGUGCUGCUGAUGUGUGCAUCCCAGCAGUGGAAGGUGUUUGAGUGUGAGCACAUGGAGGAAUGGAUGGUUCUGGCGGGAGAGAACACAGAUGAGCCUGAACCAAUGGAUGGUCGGCUGUUUAACCCGGCACCCAACUUCAUCAACUGCAGGAGUUACCUGGACAUGGCUAAAGUUUUGGUGUUUCGUCACCUCUUCUGGUUUGUGCUGUCAGUGGUCUUCAUCACUGGGGCCACCAGGAUUUCUGUGUUUGGACUGGGCUACCUGCUCGCCUGCUUCUUUUUUCUGCUGUUUCGAACCAAGCUGUUGGUCAAAACAUCUAGGACCCGCCUCAACCUGUGGGAUUGUCUCAUCAUCUAUAAUGUGGCAGUCAUUAUAUCUAAAAAUGUGUUAUCAAUCCUGGCAUGCGUAUUUGUGUUUGAGAUGCAGAAAGGCUUCUGUUGGGUGAUUCAACUCUUCAGCCUGGUUUGCACAGUCAAAGGGUACUAUGACCCAAAACUAGUGAGUGACAAAACCUGCAGCCUCCCGGUAGAAGAAGCCGGGAUAAUCUGGGACAGUAUCUGCUUUCUCUUCCUGUUGCUGCAGAGAAGAGUCUUCCUCAGUUUCUACUUCCUGCAUGUGACAGCAGAGCUGCAGGCUUCUGCCAAACAGGCCUCCAGGGGGUUUGAGCUCUUCAAAGCCAGUAUCCUGAAGAACAUUAAGUUCCACCAACAAGUUGAGAAGAAGUCUCUGUCACAGCUCAAGAGAUCGAUGCAGAGAAUUCGCUCCAAGCAGCAGAAGUACAGAGAUGGACACAAAACCAGUGAAGAUUCCAACGAGGACACCCAGACAGACAUGAAGAGUCCCACCAAGAAGUUGUGGUACCAGCCAUGGUUGGACCAUGCUAAAGUGCUCCACUCAGGGGACUACUACCUGUUUGAAUCAGACAGUGAGGAUGAGGAGGAGCUCCAUUCUGAAGAACAGAAGCCUCGGAAACAGACUGCCUGUCAGCUGGCGUACCAGGCAUGGGUGACCAGUGUGAAAGCAGCUCUGACAGAACGUCAGAGACGCCAGAGACAGCUGAAAAGGACUGAGAGAAAAGAGAAAGAGAGAGAAGGGAAAGUGGAUCCAAAAGAGGAGGCCUUUUCCAUCACUGGUUGUAAGGACAAUGAUGUGUUUGAGGGCCCUGUCCAUGAGGAGGAGGUUGAGGAACCAGAAGAACAGGACUCUGGUCAUGGUGAGAUGGUUCAGAGGAUCUUGGAUAUCUUGCAUUUCUUAUGGGCCAUAGUUCUGGCAAUGGUGGAUGGACUGACUCACUGGCUGAACCUGCUGACUAAACAAUACAGAGACACAUCUACUGUCCUGUGCAAUGAACGCUACUCCAUCAUACACAAGAUACAACAGCGCCAUGCAGUUAUGGAUGACCAGGUAUCUGAGGGUAGUGAGAGUUGCACAUUGGAGACCUGUUUGGAUGAGACUGAUGCAGAAAACUCCACCAAAUUUAGCCUCCUGGAGGUGGACAGUGGGACUGUGACAGGUCGGUCUACACCCAGGCCAGGGCUCAGCAGCACUAGGAGUCUCUUGAGUCCAGAACCUCCAUCCAGCAGCAUGGAGCUGGCAUCAGAGCUAUCCAGACAACAAUACAGACAGUCCAGAACAGCUAGCGAGCUGCUGGGAGACAGUCAGCUUUUCAUUGAGGAGCUGGAACAGAGCAGAGAGUUUUAUAACAACCAAAACCGUCUGCUGAAGCUGCUGUUUGCCAUGUACAACCUGCUGGCAGCCAACUCAGAGCUCGUAUGCUACUUCAUCAUCGUGCUAAACAAUGUUGUCAGUGCUUCUGCGAUAUCACUGGUCCUGCCCAUACUGGUGUUCCUAUGGGCUAUGCUGGCUAUUCCAAGACCAACCAAGAGGUUUUGGAUGACUGCUAUAGUCUAUACAGAGGUGAUGGUGGUAGUGAAAUACCUUUUCCAGUUUGGAUUCUUUCCCUGGAACAGUGUGUAUGAGAUGACUCUAAAUGAGGACAAGCCUUUCUUCCCACCUCGCAUCCUGGGCCUGGAGAAGACUGACAACUACAUCAGAUAUGAUCUUUUUCAGCUGCUGGCUCUAUUCUUCCACAGAUCCCUGCUCAUGCGUUAUGGCCUAUGGGACAAUGAGGGCCCCCUGGAGGAGCAGAGCCCCUUCCCAGAAAGCUGUAAAGAUGGAGGAAAAACUAGAGAAGAUGAAGAUAGGAACAAAGAGGGAGCAAGAAGAGUUAACUCAUCAUCCACCCUGGACAACCUUGAAAUGACUGAACUGAAUGAACUUGACACGGAUAAUGUGGACUAUGUUGAACCAAGCGUCAGCUCUGCUGCCGCUACCCCACAACACCCUGCAGCUGAACCAGCACCCUCAGGGUCAAAAGAUGAACAUGGAAUUGUGUCUGGGCUGAAAGAUGCACUGGAUCGUCCCAGCAAGCUGAGGGAGGGUGAGAUGGAAGAAAACAAAGAGCAGGUGACAGAAGAAAUCCCAAAGAAACGCAGCGGCAUCCGCUUCCGCAGGAAACCGAAACCACCCAAUCAACAGCGCAGCAAAGUGGAGUCCACAUCUGAGACUGCAGACACCAGUGAAGAUACAGUUAAGAAGAAAGAGAAAGGCAGGAGGAGAGAGGCAGCCAGGCGGAGACUGUUGACUGUAGGGCACAAGAUAAAACAUGUCUUCAUGUCUGGUAUUCAGAGGGUUUACAAGCCAGUUCAUGGUUUCUUCAGCGAUAUUCUCCAUGCUGAGUAUCAGGCUGCCACCGAUGUCUAUGCGCUUAUGUUCUUGACUGAUGUCAUCGACUUCAUCAUCGUCGUUUUUGGCUUUUGGGCUUUUGGGAAACACAGCGCCGCAGCUGAUAUAGCCUCCACCCUAUCAGAAGACCAGGUUCCUGAGGCCUUUCUAGUGAUGCUGCUCAUCCAGUUCACUACCAUGAUCAUCGACAGAGCCUUGUACCUGCGCAAGGCUGUCUUGGGAAAACUCAUCUUCCAGAUAAUCCUUGUGUUUGGGAUCCACCUGUGGAUGUUCUUCAUUCUACCUGCUGUCACUGAAAGGAAGUUCAAUCAGAACUUUGUGGCCCAGCUCUGGUACUUUGUCAAAUGUAUUUACUUCGGCUUGUCAGCCUAUCAGAUCCGUUGUGGAUAUCCCACUCGUAUCCUUGGCAACUUCCUCACCAAGAAAUACAACCACCUCAAUCUGUUUCUCUUCCAAGGAUUUCGUCUUGUCCCAUUCUUGGUGGAGCUGCGAGCGGUGAUGGACUGGGUUUGGACUGACACCACUCUGUCUUUGUCAGACUGGAUGUGUGUGGAGGACAUUUAUGCCAACAUCUUCAUCAUUAAAUGUAGCCGCGAGACAGAGAAGAAAUACCCGCAGCCUAAAGGGCAGAAGAAGAAGAAGAUUGUGAAAUAUGGCAUGGGUGGACUCAUCAUCAUCUUCUUGAUCUGCAUCAUCUGGUUUCCCCUUCUCUUCAUUUCACUGGUCAGAUCAGUGGUGGGUGUAGUCAAUCACCCCAUCGAUGUCACAGUCACUGUCAAGCUAGGAGGAUAUGAGCCCCUGUUCACCAUGAGUGUACAGCAACAGUCCAUCCAGCCGUUCACAGAGGCUGAGUAUGACCAACUCACCAAAACGUUUGGAGAUAACGCAGCAGCCAUGCAGUUCAUCACACUCUACAGUUAUGAGGACAUUGUAACGGCCAUGAUUGAAGGUAGUUCAGGAUCAGUAUGGAGGAUCAGCCCCCCCAGCAGACAGGAACUCAUUAAGGAACUACUUGGAAGUCAUGUUGACCUAACACUACGUCUAGCCUGGACUUUCCAGAGGGACCUAGGUAAAGGAGGGACGGUGGAACACACCUUUGACAAACACUCUAUAGACCUGGAACCUGGGAACCCAGUCAGAGCAGAGUUGGCCUCACUUCUGGUUGGAAAUCGCACUGAGCCUGUGCACGUUCCUAAUAUGUUUCCUAACUACAUCCGUGCCCCCAAUGGAGCUGAGGCCAAACCAGUCAAUCAGUUAUACAAAGGUAAUGAAGAUAGUUUCCUGAAUAUAACCCUAUCCCUGAUGAGUGACAGGUCACUGAAUGACAGCAAAAACCAGGAAUGGUGGGACAUAGCCAUUGCAGGCUGUGCCCUCUCCUCAUGUGAGGUUCUACCCAUGGUCAUAUUCAAUGACAAAGUCAGUCCACCCAGCCUCGGUUUCCUGGCUGGAUAUGGAAUCAUGGGUCUGUAUGUGUCUGUGGUCUUGGUCAUUGGGAAGUUUGUGCGCGGGUUCUUCAGUGAGAUCUCCCACUCCAUCAUGUUUGAGGAGCUGCCCUGUGUGGACCGGAUCCUGAAGCUCUGUACAGACAUUUUUCUGGUGCGCGAAACAGGAGAGCUGGAGUUGGAAGAGGAACUUUACUCCAAACUCAUCUUCCUCUAUCGAUCUCCAGAGACUAUGAUCAAAUGGACCAGAGACAUCAAUAGCUGAGGUCAAGGGAGAUACUGACUGUGUUUGAUUGUAAAAUCAAACACAGUCAGUAUUCAGUGGUAUCUGAAGCACAUUGCAGAUGUAUCCAGCAGACAGCACAUGGAAAGCUUCUUGAGAAGACCCCUUACCAGAAAGGACAUGACAGCCAAGAGGACACAUGGCAUUACACAUACACCUAUAGACAAACAUCUGCUGUUGUGUCUUCACAGCUGCCUGACCACCACUCAAACCAACUUACACUACAGACUUUAGAGUGGAAUUGCAGUCCCCCGUGACGGGGCCGAUGGCCGCCGGAUGUCGACCUGGCACGAUUGGAAAUAAUGCCCCUGGAAUGGAAACUCAGAGGUCAAACUGUGCUGUUGUCAGAGGUUAAAGGUCAAAUACAACAUUUUAUUCUCAACCUCUGUGCAUUUGAGCCAUUCAGCAGAGGGACUGAAACCUGAAACUAAGUGCAGGUUGAACCAGCUGCAGUUACUGUAUCAGUAUGCUGAAUCAUGUGAAAGCAAUGCUGUCAAUGAAAAUUAGAAAUGUUUUUGAAAUCACUCAUUCCUGUAAAAGAAAUGUGUGCAGCACCUAUGUUCCUCUGACUUUCAGUUCUGACAAUUAUUAUGUUGUUUUUACCAAAUCAGAAGGAGCCAUGUUCUGAGUUUGGACUCGGUGCUUGAGCUCUUUUCACUGCAGGCCACCACACUAACUGCCUUUAGUUGACACUGUAAAUACCAAGCCCAGUUCGGUUCUAUUCAAAAAUCUUUGUUUGUGCCCAGUGGGGCUUUUAAACAGUAUAUGCAGCAGAGCACACACACAUUGGUGGUCCAGUCCUAGGCCACUAAACACUGGUUACGAGGAGAAUGCUGCUGGAAGAGUUCAUGAGUUGACUGAUAGGCUGGACUCGUUACUUUUAACUGAUUUUGCGUUGACCCCCUAUCCUCAUCCUUCUGACUGAAUUCACUGACUCCUUUCAUUUCCCUGUAGAUGCCUAUUGUUCCCUCUUCGUAGGACUACAUCAUAUGAAGAAAAUAUACAGUAGCUGUCUAAGUACUUGGAUGUUUUGAUGCUGAUAUAACAAAUAUUUGUACUAUGUCAAUGUGUCUCUGGUUUGACACGCUGCACAUUUAGAUUCUGACAAGGAACAGGAUGACGUCAAAUCAUUCGAGCUAAAUCUCACCAGGGCUGGUGUAGGGUGUGAAUGACUGUAUGAUAUUACACAAUAGUAAUGUAGUUGAUAUAGUAUGGGAUUGAAAUAGCGGUGAGAGCAGCUCAGCUAUGGCACAGGCUUCUAACAAACUGAUGCUUUUCAAGCAUCUGAUGUGGCCUAGGAACAACCGAGAUCUUUUCACACCAGCAGUGCUUUGACUGGUUGCUGGUAACCAGAGACCCAUUGUGUAUCUCUUGGUUUGUAGCCAUUUGUCUGUUUUUAAGUAAGUUAAAGCCACAAUAUCAAAUGAUCAGGUUAUUACAGUGGGCCCUGUAUGAUUUACAUGCAUUAAAAUGUGCACAAUGCAUAUUUCUAAAUGUCAUUCCUGUUCUUGGGCAGGUUACUCCAGCCGUCACUACCUAUAGCACCUUGAUCCACACUACCAUUAUCACAAACACUUUGGACAUGGUUUGGGGAAAAACACACACUUCACAAAACAUUUAUCUUAUAAUGAGAUUUUUGUAUCAGAAUUGCUGUAAAUCUGUUUCCUGGCACUUCCUUCCACAGGACAAAUGAAACUUCAAGGUGAAACAAACAUUUUUUACUAUUUAUUCUGUUGGUUUAAUUGCUUACCUGAAAAUACAGACACUUUUUAAAAAUCUGAACUUUUAGACAUUGAAAGUACAUGUUCCUGCUGUAUAAGAAAAAGCUUCUAGUUUUACACCACAACAAAGAAGUAAGGAGACCAGGUUAUUGUGUGAGCAGUAGACUUACCUACACAUUUAGCUAUUUAAGUAAUGACUUAAAAUGAAUGUGUAUGUGAUCGUUUUCAUUUUAAAUACAUUUUUGUACGUUGACAGAUAGGACUGCCUUACAUUUUUAAACAACCAAAGUACUUACUGUAUUUUUCACUGAUUUGGCAUUUCAUUCUAUUCUGUAAGAUAGGUUAUAUGUAUCAAAACAGAAAAUUCUUAAAGAUCCUAUAGAUGCAGUCUAAGCGGCUGAUACCAGAUGGUGACUGUGAAAAGGUCUGCUAUGACUUUCCUUGCUUACUAUGGAGGAAGUGAAACUAAUAAAGCACAUCUGUCUAUUGCA